Messenger RNA from Gaeumannomyces tritici R3-111a-1, 474 nucleotides. RefSeq lists its product as hypothetical. The record is from RefSeq and is a predicted model, not a curated record. The transcript has 2 exons. NCBI's taxonomy places the organism in Eukaryota, Fungi, Ascomycota, Sordariomycetes, Magnaporthales, Magnaporthaceae. The coding region runs from base 1 to 474 and encodes 157 amino acids.
AUGGGUCGCCCGCAGCUCUUCAACGCUCUCAUCCGCACCCACCACAUCACCUCGCGCAAAAAGGUGCAACGCCUACGCAAGGCGGCCGACGACCAGGGGCUCCGCUUCGUCCUCCUCCGCAGCGGCGGCUCCCCCGGCAUCAUGUACGCCGAGGCCAGCGGGGAGGAGCCGUUGAGGGACUGGGUCGGGGCCGUCCAGGCGCUCCGGUACAAGGACUACCGGUUAUGGAAUGAGCUCGCCAGGGAGCCACGCAUGAUGAGCCCGCGUCGGCCGACAUGUCCUGGGCCGCCGCUUUCCUUACUACUCAAGGAUUCGUGCACCACUUGCCGUGUCUACCGUUUAACAAACAGCGAUAUGAGGGUGACGACAACAAAGCUGUUGGCCUCGCACAUUCACCCACCUGACAUGUUGGUGAAGCGUAUGGCAGUGGCAAUCGUGCUGGUGACUGGGCAAACCGGCAGCUAUCAAAACUAG